Messenger RNA from Suillus discolor, 618 nucleotides. RefSeq lists its product as uncharacterized. The transcript has 2 exons. Bases 1 to 618 code for a protein of 205 amino acids. Lineage: Eukaryota; Fungi; Basidiomycota; Agaricomycetes; Boletales; Suillaceae. The record is from RefSeq and is a predicted model, not a curated record.
AUGCCUGUAACAGUGAGGGUCAACUUGGCCGACAAGGCCGUUCUCUUUCGCACCACGAUUCGGUCGGCGAAGUCACAAGCACGGUCGACCAGAGCAUGGGCUCGUGUGCACUCAGUUGACAGAGUUCUUAACCUCAACACACAGAUCUAUGCAAAAUGCCGGAAGCAGCUCAUCAAUCUCGGUGCCGAUGACUUAUUGAUGAAGUAUCGGCGAUUGGAGAAGGCCGACCUCAAGGCCACUACCGUGGUGGCAGACCCAAAUGCCCGCAGUCAAAGGAAUAGCACAUUAGCCUGGUUUUGGUCCAUUGACAUCGAGGGGGAUUCUACCAGCAAUGACUGGAUGAAUGAAUUUUACCGUGUCCAUUGGCUCAGGACUUUGGCACUGUGCAAUCGUUGGGAAGAGGAGCUGCUGCUGGUCGGUCGAGAAAUGACAUGGACCGUGGCAUUCUUGAUGCAUAAAUCUCAAGAAUGGGUCUGCCGAAUGCAGGAGGCCGAUGCAAAGGAAAUCAUUGGGCACCGCUGCUAUGCAGCCCGCCAGGCUCAAAUGUAUCUCCAACUCUCACAGCAUGCAGAAGACAGCUUUGACAGAACAAAAGGGGUGGCUGAGGUUGCAGAGUGA